GGCGGGCGAGGGGGCGGUGUCCUGGCCAUGGCCGGCCUGUCGGACCUGGAGCUGCGGCGGGAGCUGCAGGCCCUGGGCUUCCAGCCAGGCCCCAUCACCGACACCACCCGGAACGUCUACCGCAACAAGCUGCGCCGCCUGCGGGACGAGGCUCGGCUGCGCGACGACGAGCGGCUGCGGGACGAGGCCCGGCCGCGGAGCCCCGAGUGGUUGCGGGACGAGGCCCGGCUGCGCGAGGAAGCGCCGCUGCGCGCGCGCCCGGCCGCGGCGUUGUUGCCGCGGCCGCCGGAGCCCCCGCUGUACCCGCCGGCCUCGAGCUCGGCCGCCGACCGCUCACGGCCCUACAGCGACUCCGGGGCCUUCGCUUCCCACUGGGCCGGAAGCCGCGGCCUUUCCUACCCCUCCCAGCCCGGGCCUCUGCGCCGCCGCGCCUCGGGCCGGGCCAGCUCUGAGGAGGACGACGAUGCCCGGCCGCCGCCCGCCAGGGCCGCCCUGGGCCCGGGCCGCCACUACUGGAGCCCGUCCCCGGCCUCGGCGCGGUCGUCCUCCGUGCUCCUCGGCGCCGACGCGCGCCCGGGCCUGAAGGGCGCGGUGCGGGCCCGACCCGAGGCGGGCCGGCGGCUGGAGCGAUGCCUGUCCCGGCUCCUGCUCUGGGCCAGCCUGGGGCUGCUGCUCGUCUUCCUGGGCAUCCUCUGGGUGAAGAUGGGCAAGCCCUCGGCGCCGCAGGAGGCAGAGGACAACAUGAAAUUAUUGCCGGUGGACUGUGAGAGAAAAACAGAUGAGUUCUGCCAGGCCAAGCAGAAGGCGGCCCUGUUGGAGCUGUUGCAUGAGCUGUACAACUUCCUGGCCAUUCAAGCAGGUAAUUUUGAGUGUGGCAAUCCGGAGAAGCUGAAAAGCAAAUGCAUUCCUGUUCUGGAGGCUCAGGAAUACAUAGCUAAUGUGACCAGCAGCCCCUCUGCAAGGUUUGAGGCUGCACUGACCUGGAUACUGAGCAGCAACAAGGACGUGGGCAUCUGGCUGAAAGGGGAAGACCCAUCUGAGCUGGUGACAACAGUGGACAAAGUGGUCUGCCUGGAGUCCGCCCGGCCCCGGAUGGGCAUCGGCUGCCGCCUGAGCCGUGCCCUGCUCACCGCCGUCACGCACGUGCUCAUCUUCUUCUGGUGCCUGGCCUUCCUGUGGGGGCUGCUGAUCCUCCUGAAGUACCGAUGGCGAAAGCUGGAAGAAGAAGAGCAGGCCAUGUAUGAGAUGGUGAAGAAGAUCAUAGAUGUGGUUCAGGACCACUAUGUAGACUGGGAGCAGGAUAUGGAGCGCUACCCAUAUGUGGGCAUCCUCCACGUGCGGGACAGCCUGAUCCCCCCACAGAGCCGGCGGCGCAUGAAGCGCGUGUGGGACCGUGCUGUGGAAUUCCUGGCUUCCAAUGAGUCCCGGAUCCAGACUGAGUCCCACCGCGUGGCCGGGGAGGACAUGCUGGUGUGGAGAUGGACAAAGCCUUCCGCCUUCUCUGACUCAGAGCGAUAGGCCAGCCUGCUCCAGCCAGCCAGCCUGGCCACCCAGCCGGGCAAGGGCACAGACCUGCGGUGCUCAUUCACACCUGCCUUGAUUGCCUUUCUGGUCUCGGUUCUGGGACGCGAGGGCUUCCUUAGGGUAAUGGAGAGUGGCUGAGGCCCUCCUCUAUGCCAGUCUUACUGAAAGGGGCUCUUUCUCUCUGGAUAGAGAGACGGGCAGUGGCUGGAAUCCCAGAGGUUCUGCUCACAGCCAGACAGCAGCCAGGGAACCCUGAAGCCCCUUGCUUGGGAGGAGGGUUGGGUGGUGGGCUGGGGCAGCAGGGGCCUGGGCAGGGCUUGGUCCAUGUGCCUUUGCAGCGUUUCCAGGGAGCUUGAGGGAGGGGAGGAGUCCUGUUCUGCUCCUGCAUGGGCCUCUGUCCAGAGGGGACGAUGUUAGAAUUAGAACCAGCUGUAGGGGAUGAACAGAGGUGGCCGAGAUACGGCCACAGCUGCCUGUGCCUCAAAGCCUCUCACAGAUUGGAAGAGCAGCCCUGAGCCAGGGUGGAGCCUCAGCCUGCUGCCAGGCUCAUCACCUGUUACAACUGUGACCAGGCCUCUCCUGCCUUCCUGGCAGUUUAGCCGGAACAGGUGGGGUGCGGCAUCGUGGCUGCAUGCUGCCCCCUGCCGGCCACAUAGAGCAGUGUGGGCCACUAGCACUGUCCUGUGGAGGACCUGCUCAUGCUGGGAGGGAGCUCUCCAGCAACUCAUCUGCUCAGAGCAGGAGGAUAGCAGGCGGAGGUGAGGCGCUGCCCUCCAGAAGACUCAGACACCCUCUUUUGGACCUUUGGCCGCCUUCUCUGUUUCUUAGCAAAGCACCAUCUCCAUACUUAGCAAUACGCUCAUUUCCUGUGUCUGGGUAGUCGGCAGGACUGGGAACUGAGCAGGUACUCAUGGCAAGGCCUGUUCUCAUGAUCAGGCUCCAUCUAGAAGGCUUUUGUAUUGGGAACGAAACUGUUGGAAAAAUAAAAUAUUUAUUGAAAGCG
Psammomys obesus (fat sand rat) is the source of this 2527-nucleotide messenger RNA. RefSeq names its product LEM domain nuclear envelope protein 2 (gene Lemd2). Gene Ontology annotation, cellular component: nuclear inner membrane. NCBI's taxonomy places the organism in Eukaryota, Metazoa, Chordata, Mammalia, Rodentia, Muridae. Gene Ontology annotation, molecular function: chromatin DNA binding. The record is from RefSeq and is a predicted model, not a curated record. The coding region runs from base 28 to 1518 and encodes 496 amino acids. The transcript has 9 exons. Gene Ontology annotation, biological process: negative regulation of BMP signaling pathway; nuclear envelope organization.